GUCAGGGACUCCAAACAUUGCUCACUUCCUCCUUGGCCCACCUACCCUCUCCCAGGAAGACUUUUAAUUGCUGUCCACUGUUUGAGGCUCCUUUUUAAAUGUACUGAUAGAGCAACAGAGAAUAUGCAAAGCUUUCAGCCCCACAAAGGUCCCCGUAAUCUGGCCCCGACUGCCAUUUCACUUGUUGUCCCACUACCUCCCUGAGCCCCAGCUGUCUACACAAUGCCUGUUUAUGCUCUUCCACUUCUCUAGCUGCUCUUCAAACACAUCCUAAAUUCACCUUUCAUCUAACUUCUUCCAGUCCCGUUCUUAACCCCGAUACCCACUCACCCAUUAAAUCCUUGCAAUCUUUCAGGGAGUCUCGGCUUGCUCUCUAUUUGCAGCCAUUGAUUCCUCCCCACAGCAGCCAUCUGACCUCCAGUGUAGCACCUACGUCGCCCUCUUCAGACUUACCCAUGUACCUGUCUCUCUUCCUCAUCUCUAAACGACUGAACUUUCAGAAACAACCCUGGCUCUGCCCUUGCCUCCCCGUGUAAGUACAAUCAGGCCCGCCAUGUGUACCACCAGUGAGUGUGACCUGGAGGAGAUCCCCCUGGAUGAUGACGACCCAAAUAGCCUAGAAUUCAAAAUCCUGGAGUUCUAUGUCAAACAGCACGUCUUCAAGAACGACUCUGCUGUCUUCUCGCCAGAGCGGUUGAGAACAAGAAGCUUGUCCCAGAAAGGACUGGGGAGUUGCUCAACAAAUGAGUCAGGGACACAGGUGUCAUGGGCUUGCAGAAAUUCCCAACCCAGUGAGAAGCCCAUAAUCUUUGCCAAGAAAAAGUCAUCUUGGAGAACGUUCUUUGGAGUAGUGGAGAAGGAGGAAGAUUCUCUGAGGUCAUCUACAGAGAUCCAUCGUCAGGGUCAAAGGACAGUGCACCUUGAGAGUGGACGUCAGAGUCAGUCAGGGUCCAGGUCCCUUUCUAACGUGGAACGGUGCUUAAAGCGCGAAGCUGUGGACCCCAAAGUUGUUUGCAUUGCCAAUCGAGUUGCUGAGAUUGUAUAUUCCUGGCCACCGCCAGAAGACCUCCCCUACCAGGAAGGAAGCUUCCAGUCAGAAGGGAGAUUGGUGGUCUUCCAGGGCCCCCAGCCCCAGAUACUCCAGCUGAGAGCUGCAAGUUCUAAGAAAGAUGAUGAUGACCAAAUAAUAGCCAGAAUCGUUGAGCUGCUGAAAUAUUCUGGGGAUCAUUUGGAAAAGGAGUUGAAGAGAGACAAGACUUUGAUGAACACCUUCCAGGACAGGCUGUCCUACUCUGUUUUCAAGACCAUCACAGACCAGUUCUUAAGGGGAGUGGACACCAGGGGAGAAUCGGAGGUCAGAGCUCAGGGCUUUAAGGCUGCCCUUGCAAUAGACGUCGCAGCCAAGCUCACCGCUGUCGACAACCACCCCAUGAACAGGGUCCUGGGCUUUGGAACCAAGUACCUGAGAGACAACUUCUCGCCCUGGGUCCAGCAGCAUGGAGGAUGGGAAAAAGUGCUUGGGAUAUCACGUGAAGAGGUAGACUGACACAUCUGAAGGUCUGUAAUCUGGAACAUUCGUGCAGCAGUGGGCCGGUGUGCAUCACCCUCAGCAUAGACUACAGGAGAAAAUUUAAAUGGACAGGCAGAUGGAGCCUCGGGUUUUCAAAACCAACAUUCCUGUGAGCAAGAGGCAGCAGAAGAGUGUUGCUCCUGUCCCACGGAUAGACGGUAGUAGCGUGGCCGUUGACAUCCAUGUUUUCUAGGCCCUCCUUUGAGUGGGUGAGGAAGUCUAGAAAGAUAAGUGGUAAUUCGCCUUCCAGAUAUUCACAACAGAAGUUGUGAAUCUUCCUGCCUCUGUUGGCCACUUUCAGGAAUGUGUGUUAUAGAUAUUUGCUGUUCCCGUGAGAGGAAAAUGAUAAAUUGUGCAUGUUUCUACUCUUCAGUUUCCAGUACUAUUUAUUUCUUAAACUACACUUGGGAUGGCCUGAUAAUGACACUGUUUCAAGCCUGUCUUUAGGAAGACUUUGCUGGUCAAGCUGGUAUUGGUAGACACAACCCAAGGACACCCUUGAGGUUACUGUUGUAUCCACUCUUUCGGAGACAUGCUGCCAUCUCUGCCUUUUUGACUCAUUUUUUUCUGGGAAAAUUCUUUGAGUGUGAAGAACUUCCCUGUGGCAGAAAACAAGUACUCCUAUCCCCCUCAGCUCUCUCAGGGACCUCACCACUACUUCUCAAAAUGUCUGAGACACUUAACAGCUGAAAAACAGUCAAAGUAUGUAUACGGUCUUAUAAAUUUCUGGAUCCCUAGCACCCAGCAUGUAGCCUGAUGUACAAUAAGUACUUAAUAAAUCUUUGAUGCACAAAUAAAUGCAUUAACCA
Molecule: messenger RNA, 2379 nt
Organism: Manis pentadactyla (Chinese pangolin)
Lineage: Eukaryota; Metazoa; Chordata; Mammalia; Pholidota; Manidae
Gene: BCL2L14
Product: BCL2 like 14
Exons: 6
Coding region: 554-1546 (330 amino acids)
Biological process (GO): regulation of apoptotic process
Source: RefSeq, a predicted model, not a curated record